AUUGUGUCUUUUAACAAUCUCACGCGAUAUUAAAUACGAGAAUUCGUCUGCAAAGAAUCAACUUCCGGCGUGAGAAAGCAAAUGUGUUUUUACUUUUAAUCUAAUUUCUGAGACUAAAAAACAUAGUUUAAUCAUGUUAAGAGGCCAGAACGUUGUUGACAAUUACUAUAUGCAAAAGGGACCAAAGGAGACUCAGUUUAAUCCAUAUGCACAUAAUGGAGGAACUGUUCUGGCUAUAGCAGGAGAAGAUUUUGCUGUGAUUGCUUCAGACACCAGGCUCAGUGAUGGUUUCUCCAUUUAUUCUAGAGAUGUUCCCAAGGUUUACCAGUUAACAGACAAAACUGUAUUGGGAGCAUGUGGUUUCCAUGGUGACGUCCUGACACUAACAAAGAUCUUGCAAGCUAGACUGAAGAUUUAUGGUCAUGAGCACAACCGGAAAAUGACAAUAUCUGCUAUUGCUGCAAUGCUGUCAACUAUGUUGUACUAUAGGAGAUUUUUUCCAUAUUAUGUGUACAAUAUCCUAGCAGGAGUUGACCAGGAUGGUAAAGGUUGUGUCUACAGUUUUGACCCUGUUGGGUCCUACGAGAGAGAAGCUUACAGGGCGGGUGGCACAGCCAGUGCAAUGCUGCAGCCUCUGCUUGAUAACCAGAUUGGCUUCAAGAACAUGCAAGGUGUGAAGAAAGUUCCACAUGGUCAGGAGAAAACCGUCAGUCUAGUAAAAGACGUGUUCAUUUCUGCUGCCGAGAGAGACAUAUAUACAGGAGAUUCAAUCAUAAUCAGUGUUGUCAAUAAAGAUGGAGUUAAAACAGAGACAUUUCAACUACGUAAAGACUGAUAUUAUUGGGUGCAGUUUACACUGUGCAUAUGGACUUGGAGUAACACGUUUCACCCAUAUUGUUAGUUACAAAGACAUGCAUCACCUGUUUUGACUGAUUAAAAAAUAGAUCACGUUACUGUAUUGUUUUGAAUUAUAUGCCAGUCACUUUCAGCUAGUACCAUAUAAUAAAAACAAUUCCACAAGUAAAA
Messenger RNA from Gigantopelta aegis, 1026 nucleotides. RefSeq names its product proteasome subunit beta type-1-B-like. The coding region runs from base 134 to 835 and encodes 233 amino acids. The record is from RefSeq and is a predicted model, not a curated record. NCBI's taxonomy places the organism in Eukaryota, Metazoa, Mollusca, Gastropoda, Neomphalida, Peltospiridae. The transcript is spliced from 6 exons. Gene Ontology annotation, cellular component: proteasome core complex.